This is a messenger RNA of Pochonia chlamydosporia 170, 1983 nucleotides long. Its product is annotated as sodium/chloride dependent neurotransmitter transporter. Gene Ontology annotation, biological process: sodium ion transmembrane transport. NCBI's taxonomy places the organism in Eukaryota, Fungi, Ascomycota, Sordariomycetes, Hypocreales, Clavicipitaceae. Gene Ontology annotation, cellular component: membrane. The coding region runs from base 1 to 1983 and encodes 660 amino acids. The record is from RefSeq and is a predicted model, not a curated record. The transcript has 2 exons.
AUGGAUACCCUCAAAUCCAUCACCAAAUACCUCCUCCCCUCGCCGCCCAAGUCCUCCGACGGACGAGACCAAUGGCCCUCAAGAACGGCCUUCCUCCUCGCCGCGAUGGGCGGCUGCGCAGGCAUGGGCAAUCUUCUCCGCUAUCCCUCUCAAGUAUUCAACAACAAUGGCCUGCAGUGGUUCAUACCCUACCUCAUGUGUGUUUUUCUCAUUGCCAUCCCGGUGCUUAUCCUGGAGAUUGCAAUCGGUCAAGCCUACCGCGGGGGCUGCGUAGUCGCCAACAACGCCAUACACCACCGACUAAAAGGCGUGGGCCUAAGUCUUCUGUAUGUCGGAUUCGUGGUUAGUCCCUACUUCGUAGCGAACCUAGCCUGGAUAAUGGUCUACUUUAGAAGUUCGUUCCAGAGCCCAUUGCCAUGGGAGGGCAGAGGCGAGGACUUCUUCUACGAGGACGUCGUGGCCAAUGUUGCGCCUGUGCCGGGUAACUUGACCGCAGAUGGGAGCGAGGUCGUCACGUACACAUCAUAUCCAGGCGUGGGAAUGAUUGGUGAAACUGUCGGAUGGACCGUCUUCACCUGGUUCCUCGUCUGGGUGUCCAUCUUUCGUGGUGUUGGCCUCACGGGACGGGUCGUCUACUUCACAAUGGGCUUACCCAUCGUCAUUACAAUCGUGCUCAUCGGUCGGUCGCUGUCCCUUGACAAUGCGGCUGAAGGCGUCAAACUCUUCUGGGCAACUUGGAAUGGCGACAAGCUUGCCAGCGGGGAGAUUUGGCAGACUGCCUGCGGACAGGUCUUCUUUUCGACGGGCGUGGGCUUCGGAUACUUUACUUCCUACGCGUCGUAUAACCAGAAGUACUCCAAUGCGGUCAUGGACUCUAUUCUCAUAGUCAGCAGCAACGUCCUCUUUGAAAAUAUCGCCGCCUUCGCAGUGUACGGUGUCGUGGGCUUCCUGGGACUCUUCCCCCAGGACGGUGUUCGGCUCGGUAGCUUCACCGUGGGCUUCAUCACCUUGCCCUCUGCGGUGACGCAAAUGCCCGGAGCCAACUUCUGGGCCGUCCUGCUCUUCUUCACGUUAAUGGUUCUAGGCUACAGUUCUGCGUUUGCAAUGGUAGAUGCCUUGGUAACGCUGGUCAUGGACGCAAAGCCUCGAUGGAGCCGCCCGACAGUGGUCACCGUCAUCGUAGUCGUCUUCUUCUUGCUUUCGCUGCCGUACUGCACAGAGUUUGGGUACUAUCUUCUCACUGGAAUCGAUCGGUGGACAAACGACGUCGCUUUGGUAUUUGUCGUCUGGGCAGAGUGCGUCACAUCCACCACCGUAUAUCGUUGGAAAGACGUCGUCGGCCAAGUCGGUCUCCCUGCAUUCAUCACCUACAAUAGCGGUUUCUUUGGCGGCAUGAUUCUAGGUGUUGCGAUUGCCCAAGCGGUGUCCCCUGCCGCUGGAGCAGGUGUAGGGUUCGGUUUGUUCACCGUUUGCACCAUCGCCUCUGUCGUGGUCAGCACCAAUCCAGACUCGCCGGCUCCAAAAUGGUGGCGGAAGAAUAUCUUCACCAGCAAGCUCUGGUACUUGGCUUUAUACUCGGGCAACCAACUCCGCCGAGACCUGAAUGAAAUCAUUGGCCGCAACAACAACUGGAACAUCCCAUCAUUCUGGGGUCCUCUUAUCCGCUACGUGUCUGCGCCAAUUCUUGCCAUCGUGUACAGCUUCUCCUAUCCAUCAUUCUAUCAGCUCCGAGAAGAUCCGCUCCAUAUUCUGGGAUUCGGUGUUGGUCAUAUUGCGCUGCUCGUUAUUGGAUCGGGUUUCAUCGUGCCAAGGUGGCUAGACGUUCUGAUUCCUUCGAAUCGCAAGGGGGAUGGCAAGUUGGAUAUUGGAGCCAAUGUUUCUCCUCGAAGUCUGCAAUCGGAAGGAAACGAUGGUACCGAAACUGCCGAAAAGCAUAGCAACAGCGACGGUGAUACCGAACAAGUGAGAAGAAAUGCUGAAUGA